Molecule: messenger RNA, 1788 nt
Organism: Hibiscus syriacus
Lineage: Eukaryota; Viridiplantae; Streptophyta; Magnoliopsida; Malvales; Malvaceae
Product: F-box/kelch-repeat protein SKIP11-like
Exons: 3
Coding region: 148-1422 (424 amino acids)
Cellular component (GO): nucleus
Molecular function (GO): protein binding
Source: RefSeq, a predicted model, not a curated record
UUUUUCUUCCUUCCCAAUUCCUCCUUGUUAUCCAAUCAGUUGAAUUGCUGGGCGCAAGAAUCUUGCGGUUCCUACAGUGAUUUGUAAUUUGCUAUUGUUAUUUUUUUUGGGGAUCUUGCCAUUUGAAGUUGGUCGAGGAGCGAUUGAAUGAUGUUGGAGGAUCGAUCCUGCGAUUCUUGUUUCGUGUUGGCAAGCUCCUGCCAACAAGAAACCAGCUGGCCUUACACCUACAAUGGGAAACGUCCACUAGAAAUCGUUGAAUCUGAUGAUAGUUGUCCAGAAACCAAGUUGUCUAAGCGCUCGUCUGAUGAUUCUUCCAGCGACGAUGGUAGGCAAUAUGAUUCUUGUUCGGAUUUGGAUGUGUUAAUCCAACCAAUUGGGAGAGACAACUCCAUCAAUUGUCUGAUCAAGUGCUCGAGGUCUGAUUAUGGUUCCAUCGCAUCUUUGAAUAGGAGUUUUCGAUCCAUAAUCAGGAGCGGUGAGAUCUAUAAGUCAAGGAGGCAGAAGGGUGUUACCGAACAUUGGGUUUACUUUUCUUGUGAUCUCCUCCAGUGGGAGGCAUUUGAUCCGAUUCAGCGCAAGUGGAUGCAUUUGCCAAGGAUGCCUCCUAAUGAAUGUUUCACUUAUUCGGACAAGGAAUCCUUGGCCGUGGGAACCGAGUUACUUGUAUUUGGGAAGGAAGUUACUUCUCAAGUGAUAUAUAGAUAUAGUAUUUUGACUAACUCAUGGACUUUUGGGACCAAUAUGAAUUCUCCAAGGUGUUUGUUUGGGUCAGCUAGUCUUGGAGAGAUUGCAAUUUUAGCCGGAGGCUGUGAUUCUCAGGGUAAUAUCCUGAGCUCUGCAGAAAUGUACAAUUCUGAGACCCGAAAAUGGGAGACUCUCCCAAGCAUGAAUACCCCAAGGAAGAUGUGUAGUGGGGUAUUCAUGGAUAAGAAAUUCUAUGUAAUUGGGGGAACUGGUGGAGUGGGGAAUGAUUCAAGGGUUCUCUCUUGUGGGGAGGAGUAUGAUUUAGAGUUAAAAAAAUGGACUCAAAUUCCUAACAUGUCUCCUCGAAGGAGUGGGAUGGAUGGUGAGGCUGAGAAGCCUGCGGCAGCUGGGGCACCCCCUCUGGUUGCAGUAGUAAACAACGAACUUUAUGCUGCCGAACAUGCUGACAUGGAGGUAAGGAAGUACGAUAAGGAGAGAAAAUCAUGGUUGACUAUUGGAAGAUUGCCCGAAAGAGCGGUUUCAAUGAAUGGUUGGGGUCUUGCAUUCAGAGCAUGCGGUGAUCGCCUUAUAGUGAUUGGCGGUCCAACCGCCUCAGGUGGAAGUUUUAUAGAGCUGAAUUCGUGGGUCCCGAGCAAAGGGCCUCCACAAUGGGACUUACUAGCCAGAAAGCGAUCGGGUAACUUUGUGUACAAUUGUGCGGUGAUGGGAUGCUAAGAGAUGUACUUUUCCGAGGAUUACAUGAUUGGAUUCUCCCGGUGUUCCAAUAGAUCAUUUUUAUUGAUAGGAUGUCUCAUCUCUUUUUACAAACUUAAUUCAAAGUGCCUUCCAUUCCAUUUGUCUUCCGAAGUUGCAGCAAGUAACACAGAGGAAUAGGUUUAAUAAUUCGAAGUAGCAAAACACAUUGGCUUUAGAGUUAUAUGGGGUGUUCUUUAUUUCAUCCCUAAAUUUUUUCUUGGAAUUGUGUUGAAAUGGAGGGAAAUAAGUAGUGGGAGGUUGUUUUUCUGUUGGGAUGUUGGCUGGUGUAGUAAUUUCAUUACAAUCAAUGGGAUUAUAUAAAUUAUAUAUUCCCAGUUUUUCAUA